AUGGUUUUGAGCGGCGAGGCGGCGGCGGGGGGCCCCCGGGGGCCCCCAGGGGGCCCCCGUGACUCCAGCGAGCUGCCCGAGGUGGAAGUUGGAAAAGAAAAGAAAAUAAAAAUAAAUGAUUUAAUAAUUCUGAUGCAAAAGGCCUGUGCUGCAGUGCUUGAGGUGUACAGACAGCCGGAGGCGUUGUGGGGUGUCGCGCACAAGGACAAAAUGGAGCCGCUCACCAAGGCGGACUUGAUAUCCAAUCAGAUUCUCACUUCCGGCCUCCGCCGGCUCUGCCCUGGCUGCGUCUUGGUCUCUGAAGAGGGGGCCCCCCCGGAGGGUACGGGGGGCCCCCCUGAGGGUUUGGGGGCCCCCCUGGAGGGUUCAGGGGGCCCCCCUGGGGCUUCAGGGGCCCCCCCUGAGAGUCCAGGGGCCCCCCCCGAGGGUUCGGAGGCCCCCGCAGGGGGCCCUGGGGGCCCCCCCGAGGCUUCAGGGGCCCCCCCCGGGGGCCCCCAGGGGGGCCCCCCCGGGGGCCCCCCCGGGGGGCCCCCCGAAGGGCGUUUGGGGGCGGAGUAUGUGUGGCUAAUAGACCCUUUGGAUGGGACAAAAGAGUUCUUGAAAAGAAAUGGACAGUUUUCAAUUAAUUUGGGUUUGAGCUUUCGGGGGGCCCCCGUGUUGGGGCUGGUGGGGGCCCCCGUGGAGGGUACUGUCAGUUUUGGCUGGGGAGAUUUGAACUUGAAAGUGACAGCUUCUUCUUCCCACAGUUCUCGAGAGACGCAGCAGUUCCUCGCCAGGCUGCAGCAGCCGCAGCUGCAGCAGGCCGGGUCGGCUUUGAAGUUCAUGGCGGUGGCCUGCGGCGCAGCAGCUCUUUACCCCCGCUUUGCCCCCUGCAGCGAGUGGGACAGCUGCGCAGCGCAUGCAAUUUUAGCUGCCAGCGGCGGCGAAGUUUGCUGCUGGGAAGACGCAGCAAAGGGGGGCCCCCGGGGGCCCCUCAGGUACAACAAAAGGAGUUUGCUGAACCCUUUUUUCGUGGCCCGCGGCCGCCUCCGCCCCGGGGAGGCCCCCGCGCCUCCCCCGCUGCAGCUGCAGCAAGCUGCAGCAGCAAGCUGCAGCAGCAGCAGCAGCAGCAAACUCCACACUGCACAGCAGCAGCAGCAGCAGCUCUCCAGUCCCCAAAAUAACUGA
This is a messenger RNA of Eimeria necatrix, 1167 nucleotides long. Its product is annotated as inositol monophosphatase domain-containing protein, putative. The coding region runs from base 1 to 1167 and encodes 388 amino acids. The record is from RefSeq and is a predicted model, not a curated record. Gene Ontology annotation, biological process: phosphatidylinositol phosphate biosynthetic process. The transcript is spliced from 4 exons. Lineage: Eukaryota; Apicomplexa; Conoidasida; Eucoccidiorida; Eimeriidae.